AUGAAAUUCAGCAUCAUCGCUCCCCUCCUGGCCGGCGGCGCCCUCGCCGCCCCAGCCACGGACAGCAACAGCAACGGCCACCCCUCGGCCGCCGGCGCCGUCUUUGCCAUGACCAACGUCGCCUCCGCCAACCAGAUCGUCGCCUUUUCGCGCUCCCGCUCCGGCGAGCUCACGCCCGCGGGGACCUACGCCACCGGCGGCCGCGGGCAGGGCGUCGACUUUGACACCCAGGGCGGGCUGCAGCUGAGCGCCGACCGCAAGUUCCUCUACGCCGUCAACCCGGCCGACGACAAGGUGUCCGUGUUUGGCGUGCACGGCGCCAACCUGACUCUCAUCCAGACCGUCUACGCGGGCGACCAGCCGCUCGGCAUCGCGCUGAGCCCCAAGACGGGCUACGCGUACGUGCUCGACGGCUCGGUGGCGUCGACGGGCAUCUUCGGCUUCAAGGUCGACGGCCGCGACGGCAAGCUGCAGCCGCUGACCAACGCCACGAUUCCGCUCAGCACGCCCAUUGGCGUCCCCGGCGAUGUCGUCUUCUCGCCCGACGGCCGCGCGCUCGUCGUCACCAACAAGGUCGGCAGCACGCUUGACGUGUUCGCCGUGGACGCGGCCAGCGGCCACGCGAGCCCGACGCCGAUGACGACGAUUGCGUCGAGCGGCGUGCGGCCGUUUGCCGCCGCCUUCUUCAAGGAUUUUCUGUACGUGAUUGAGUCGGGCCUGCCGUCGCUGAAGAAUGCCGCGCUGUCGACGUAUCGCUUCAACGGCGGCGCGGCGCCGAGCCUGACGGCCAUUACAAAGGCGGAGCGCAACGACCAGACGGACGGGUGCUGGGUCGUCGUGACGCCUGACGGGAAAUGGGCGUACACGGCCAACUUUGUGUCGGGGUCGAUUUCGAGCUACGGCCUGGACGGCAACGGCACGGCCACGCUGAUGAACGGCGCUGCGGCGCUGCCCGGCGGCGAGGGCAGCCAGCCGGUGGACUUGGUGCUGAGCAGCGACGGGCGCUACCUGUACAACCUGCUGCGCGGAUCGGGCGCCGUGGCGGGAUAUGAGAUUCAGCAGGAUGGCUCGCUGAAGCAGAUUGGCGGGCUGGUUGGCAAGGGCAUGGGUCUGCCGGCCAUGGAUGGCGCGUCUGGUCUAGCUGGUUAUUAG
Akanthomyces muscarius is the source of this 1152-nucleotide messenger RNA. RefSeq lists its product as uncharacterized. The record is from RefSeq and is a predicted model, not a curated record. NCBI's taxonomy places the organism in Eukaryota, Fungi, Ascomycota, Sordariomycetes, Hypocreales, Cordycipitaceae. The transcript has a single exon. Gene Ontology annotation, molecular function: protein binding. The coding region runs from base 1 to 1152 and encodes 383 amino acids.